Molecule: messenger RNA, 756 nt
Organism: Arachis ipaensis
Lineage: Eukaryota; Viridiplantae; Streptophyta; Magnoliopsida; Fabales; Fabaceae
Product: putative calcium-binding protein CML44
Molecular function (GO): calcium ion binding
Source: RefSeq, a predicted model, not a curated record
UUGCACCAACACAUAAACAUAACCAUAUAACAAUUGUGACUUUUGAAACUGAAACUAUUGAUAUACCCUUUUACUCUCCUCCACAAAAAUGUGUUCCUUAACCCACAAUGACUUGAAAAGAAUUUUUGAGAAGCUGGACAAGAAUGGCGAUGGAUUAGUGAGCCUUGACGAGUUGAAUUGGCUUCUAGACAAGACAGGAGGCUCCAGCACUAGCCUCCAGGAGCUAGAAGAGCAUGUAGUUGGAAAGAAGAGCCUCAACUUGGAUGAGUUCUUGUUCUUCUACGACUCCAUGUUAAAGAUCAACGACAAUGGCGAAAACGAGGGCGAGGUUGAGGAAGUCGAAAGCGAUCUUGCGAAGGCGUUUGAGGUGUUUGAUUUGAAUGGAGAUGGAUUCAUAAGUAGCCAAGAGCUUGAGUGUGUGUUGAAGAGGCUUGGCUUGUUGGAACAACAGAGUGGGAAUAAGGAUUGCAGGGCAAUGAUUUUAUCCUAUGAUACUAAUUUGGAUGGACAACUCGAUUUUGAGGAGUUUAAGAAUAUGAUGAUGCUUACCACUUCAUAAUAAUCCUUUUGAUUUUGGUAUUUGCUAUAUUAUUGAUGCAUCUAUCGAAAAAAAAAAAAAUACUAUUUAUACACUAAAAAUCAGUCAUAUCAAUAUGUAUUUUAUUUGAAUGACCAAUUCAGUAGUAAAAUUUUGAUGUAUAGAUGAUAUAAUUAAGCCAAAAUUUUUUAAUGCAUUUGGAUAAAGAAUACUUUAUA